This is a messenger RNA of Bombus terrestris (buff-tailed bumblebee), 6444 nucleotides long. It is a transcript of the gene Ptpmeg2, whose product is annotated as tyrosine-protein phosphatase non-receptor type 9. Gene Ontology annotation, molecular function: protein tyrosine phosphatase activity. Gene Ontology annotation, biological process: protein dephosphorylation. The transcript is spliced from 10 exons. Lineage: Eukaryota; Metazoa; Arthropoda; Insecta; Hymenoptera; Apidae. Bases 293 to 2269 code for a protein of 658 amino acids. The record is from RefSeq and is a predicted model, not a curated record.
UACACACUCACGCUUCCAAGAUGGCGCUCAACCUACGGAGAGAAAGACGAUCGAGCGUCUGAACGGGUCGGAGCGGUUCUGCUAUAGCUGUGUCAAGCGUCGGACAAUGAACGAGUGCCGGACCGAUCUACUUGUUUCUGUCAUCGCUUCGACCAAUCGGUCAUAAGGAUAGUGUUGUGCGUUUUGGUGUGGAAACAAAAUGUGUAGCCACAGACAGAGGAUCGUUAGGAUAGAAUCGAAAAUAAGUACGUGCUAGUGCGAUUCUUCGGUUAUGUCAGUGCGUUAAGUCAAAAUGGCAGCCACGUUAACUGUCGAGCAAGAACAGGCCACGAAAGAAUUUAUAGAAGCAGUUAAUAAAUGCCGGGCUGGAAGAAGAGCCGGUCCAGUAUCGUGGAGCACGGCUGUGAAAUUUUUAACAGCGAGGAAAUUCGAAGUUGCGAGAGCAUUAGCGUUGUACGAACAGCACGAAGCCACCAGAAGGCGAGAGGGUCUUGCACUUUUGUACCCCACUCAGGAACCUUUGCUCAGUGAAUUACGCACAGGAAAAUUUACAGUUUUACCUUCGAGGGACGCUACAGGGGCAGCCAUAGCUAUUUUUACAGCACAUUUACACCUUCCACAAAAUACCACGCACCAGACAACGUUACAAGGUGUGGUGUACCAGUUAGAUGCAGCGCUAGAAAGUGUAGAAACUCAAAAGCACGGUCUGGUUUUUAUUUAUGACAUGUCGGAUAGCAAAUACCAGAAUUUCGACUAUGACCUCUCCCAAAAGAUUCUCACCCUCUUAAAGGGUGGUUAUCCAGCAAAAUUAAAAAAAGUCUUAAUAGUGACUGCACCGCUGUGGUUCAAAGCACCCUUCAAGAUCCUUCGAUUAUUCGUGCGUGAAAAGUUGAGGGACAGAGUAUUCACCGUAUCCAUUCCUCAAUUAACGUUACAUAUCCCGCGGGAAUCAUUACCGCAUCGCUUGGGCGGCACAUUGGAGAUACAGCAUGAGGCAUGGCUUCUCCACUGUCUUAAAUCCAUGACAAACAGGGGAGGGGGUGAGCUUUGUGAGGUUACCCCCAGAGUGGGUACUCCUCUUUCGCCCACAUCGAAAAACCACACGAUUCAAAAUCCCAAUGGAACUACGGUCAGUAGCUCAACUAGUCCUAUAAUCGAUAAAAACAAAGUUAAAAAUGGUAUCUCCAAUAUUGGAGAUAUCGAGAUUACGAAUGGUGAUAUCUGGAUGGCAACCGAUGAGGCACCAUCUCCAAUACAGCCUCCGUCCUCAGCUAGUUCAGGGUUUAGCGACGACGAUAGCUUACACGGGGAUCUCGGCAUUCAGGCCGUUACCAUGGAACAACUCAUCGAAGAGAUUCAUUCGAGAGGACGCGCAGGUCUAAUAGCGGAGUACACGGAAAUUAGGCAAAGACCGCCCGAAGGUUCCUUCAAUAAUGCAAAAUUAAGAUCGAAUCAGUCGAAGAACCGGUACACAGACGUGCUUUGCUACGAUCACAGUAGGGUAUGCCUGUCGCAAGUAGACGGGGACGCUACAUCAGAUUACAUAAAUGCUAAUUUUGUUGACGGUUACAAACAGAAGAACGCGUUUAUUAGCACACAGGGUCCGCUGCCGAAAACUUGCGGUGAUUUCUGGAGAAUGAUUUGGGAACAGCAAACGCUCGUUGUCGUUAUGACCACAAGAGUGGUGGAAAGAGGUCGCACGAAAUGUGCACAAUAUUGGGGUCCGGAACCGGGAGACGAAGUACAAGCGGGAGGUUUUACAGUAACCACUCUUGAGGUCGAUACGAAUCCCGAUUACACGAUGUCGAUGCUUCUUCUUACAAACAACAAGACUGACGAGGCAAGGGAAGUUUGCCAUAUGCUGUACACCGCGUGGCCAGAUUAUGGUGUCCCACAAUCGGCCAGAGCUCUAUUACAGUUUCUAGCCUUAGUAAGACAACAACAAAAUAAAUUACUUGCUAGUAGAGGGGAUACGUGGGCUGGACAUCCGCGAGGACCUCCUAUAGUUGUUCAUUGCAGUGCCGGAAUAGGAAGGACAGGAACAUUUUGCACAUUAGAUAUUUGCAUAUCGCGACUAGAAGAUACUGGAACUGUAGACAUUCGUGGAACUGUGGAAAAAAUCCGAGCACAGAGGGCCUACAGUAUUCAAAUGCCAGACCAAUACGUUUUCUGUCAUCGUGCUCUGGCAGAGUAUGCGCUUUCCAGGGGCAUACUUAGUUCACAACAUCUUGCUAUGUUACCUCCAACCAUAGAAGAAGAUUCUGAUUAGUGUGUAACCUUUAUUAUCAUGUACCAGAUUGAUGUUCUUCCCGAGUAUGCGUAACAAUCUCCUUACAUAGCCUAUUUCUAGCUUAAAUAACUAAAAGUUAUUUUUUGCUAUCAUCUCCAUUGAUGUAAUAUUUCAGAUUUCUACUCUUAUGUUAGGCUAUAUGUUUAGAGAAUAUCUAAAGAAAGACUAGUUUUUUCAAGGCCAAUAUGUGCGAACAGAAACCUUCCGUUUUUGUUCCUUGGUAUUUUGCUCUGUGAACAAGCGAUUCGAUAUUAAGAAUAAAUGAUGUUCUAAGUGGCGCAACAGUGCCAAUUAGAAACGGCUGUCCGAGUAAUAGCGUGAAACGUGGCACAAUCGGAUGCCGGUCCAAGUUUAACCCUCUCAUAUGUAAAUUUUAUUGUACAUUUUAAAAGAUGACUACGAGUUAUUUAAAACGUGUAAAGUAUGAAACGUCUUACUUUAUGAACAUUCCAUUUGAGAACAAUUACUACGUCAAUUAAAUUAAUAUAUAAUGUAUACAAGUAUGUGAAUUAUGCUAUUUCAUAGGUUUAAAGAAUUUUUCUUAUAUUCUGUGUUACGCGUACCAGAGUUAAGGUCACAAGACUUGGCGCUCUAACCGAUAAAAUGCAGUUUCAUUCAUACAGACUUUAUUUAUUAUAUUAGUGUACUACUAUAUGAAUUAAUACGUUUGAUAGAUAAAUAAUAAUUAAUAGUAGUUUCUUCUAUAAUAGUAUGCUUAGUUUAUCGCCACUUGCAUUAUCGCGUAAUAUGUACUUUAUAUUCUAACCACGAUUAAUUGCACUCUCCGUUACGAUAAUUAGUUUCGCAUUUUUAUCGUCAUUUACGAUUUGAUAGGACUUGAGCCUAUUUUGUUAAACUUGUACUAAAUGCUAGCUGAUUUUUGUUGUUUCUACGACGUGUCUUUCAUACUUUGAACGCCUGUCUAAAAAUUAAAUUAUCAAGUACAAAGUUUUAAGGAUAUAUUGUUAUAGAAUCUUUAUAUGAGAGGGUUAAAGUUGUAAAACUGAUUUAUUAAGGAUGAAGACCUAAGUAUAAUGAAACUUAAAAAAAAAAAAAAAAAAAAAAAUAUGAAUGUUGCGAAAAAUCACAAAACUAUGGACGAUAUAAUUUAAGCGGCCGAUCGGUCACUGAUAUGUAAGAUUUAAAGACCUACAAAUAUAUUAUAACGUGUUACAACGGCUUCCGUCAUACAGGAACUAAGUAAUCGAUGAUCGUAUUUAAUAGGCAUUUUUGGGUAACCAAAGAUUAUCUCCUACACCGUCUCAGAACAAUUACAAUUGAAUCGCGUCUGGAUAUAGUUGGCUGACACUUUAUAAAGGGAUUCUCUUACAGGGAUUGUUAAACAGGGAUCAUUGCAUAGAUUAAAAAUACUUCCAAUUCGAUGAAACGUUGAAAAAAUUUAGGAAAGUCGUACGAAGUUGAACCUUUAAAAGUGGCGAAUGAAUACCUCGAGAAUCAAACGUGCUUCGUUUUAGCAACGGUAGGUUAGUGCAAAGAUAUCAAGCAAAUUCAAAACGCGCUCUUCCACGAAAGCCUUCGUGUAUAAUACGAGAAUAAGAGAAAGAGAACAGUGUGAUUUACAAUUGAAAUUUUUAGAGAAUCGACCACUUGUUUCGAGCCAUUAAAUAUUUAGGUUGAUAAUGUCGAAGUGUCGUAAGAUAUACAUUUUUGAUUUCAUUAAUCGGUGAAUCAAUAGAUCAAUACCGUUAUAUUAACUUUCAUUUCGCGAUAGCUUUUUCAACAACGUAAUCUUAUCGGCCGGAAAACGAAAUGUAUUUACACGAAGAAAGUAUGUGAAUGUUGAUAUAAUUUGAGGGCGUGUCCAAAAGCGCUGUUGUAGAUGCAAACGCUUUUCAAUACGAAUUUUUAGCAUUUACUCGUUAAAGGCAACAUUGAGAGGUUUUUUGAAGGUGCGUUGUGAAAUGAAGCGCGCUUAUAUCAAAACAAGAAUAGUAGAAAUUCUGUUUGGGGACCGUGUUUGCAUAGAUGUUUUAUCUGAGAAUUACUUAUUAAAACGAUUUAAAAAUCCUGAAUGUCGAUGUCGAUCGAUGUCCAAUUUAUAGCUAACACUCUGUCUAACCGUCUAUUUGUUGAAUGUAUAUUAUAAUAGUUGCAAGAAAAUCGUAAUACUAAAUUGUUGUUACAAAGGCAAUUGAUAUUACAAUGAAUUUUUCUUGCGUCUUAAAUUUAAUGUAUGAUACGAAUUUUAACGGAGACAUCGUGAACUUGUUGUUAUAUCGCGGAAUAUAAUAUGUGAUAGCCGUUUAGAUCGCUCUCGAUAUACGAUUUUAUAAUUGUUUUUUGUUUAUAAGAACGCUGCCAUGUUAGCGUAACGUUUAACUAUGAGUUUUGCGUUUUAUUUAAAUUUCAUGAUCUAGAAUCUAGAUUUACCGUUCGACUUAUCUUGUAAUUUAUUCGAUUUGAUUUGCCAUUACGCACUAGACGAUACCAAUGAACUCAUUGGAACGAGAAUCUUUUUUUGCCGAGAAAAUUCUUUGCCCAGAACCCAAUGCGUGUAUUUUCUGUACAGUCUGUAUAUUAUGCGCAAAAUUUAGCAGGGUCACUUCGACCGAUACAUCGUCUCAGAUCUAUCGAUAGUGAACCGUUUUGUUAGGAAUACCUUCGAAUUUUAUAUAAACGGAAAAAAAUGCUGUUGUACUAAAUGCUUAGUCAGACUUAAAUAAGUUUCGAGCAAUUUUAAUGUAUACACGUUCCUCCUAUUCUUGGGUUACCUUAAAAAGGGCAUGUUAUCCGUACAAUCAUAUUUAUUAUUACUAAUUAUUAUAAUAAUUAUUAUUACUAUUACUAUUACUAUUAUUAUUAUUAUUAUUAUUACCACUACUACUGCUAUUAUUAUAUUAUAUUAUAUUAUAUUUCUCUAACGUUUGUAAUUAGUUCACAGUGCCCUUUUAUAUUAUCUAUUAUAUUUAUUAAAAAGAUUAUCUUAAAGUAUUCAUACGAUGUACAUAAUACGCACAUACUAUCACGAAGUCUUAAGGUUCAUUUAAACCUCCAUGUUCUCAGGGUUUCACUUUCUAAGAACCUGCUAGUUGGAAAUGUAAAGAAAGGAGGAAAAGAAGAGAGUUGCAUAAUAACAGUCAGUCGUAACGAUCCGUUAAGUCAAGGAAAAGCACGAAAUUUUUCAUAGUACUUUUUUGUUCUUUUGAGAUUAAAAAGCAAAAAAAAAGAAGAAAAAAUAAAAUAAAAUAUUCAAAGUAUACGCGUAAAACAUCAUAUUAUGGUAAUACACAAUGCCAAAAAGUACAUUUUUCUUUCGUUCAACACAAAGUUUCUCUCUUUCUUAUUCGUUUUUUAUUUGCGAACAAGUGCAGUCUGUGAAUACGGAGGUUUUAUCGAGUUCUCAUUUUCUUCAAAUGAAAAAGAAAAUUCCGACCCGAUGUUUUCGUCGUUUCUCUCUCGCUCUCUUUCAUUCUAAUUAAGUGUGGAUGUAACGUGUGAUUUUGUAGUAAUUUGUGUGUGUCUAUUUCAUAAUAUCCUCAGACGUGUAUCGGUAUACCGAAGAUAAAUGCGCAAAAACAGAAAGAAACUACCGGAACAGGUACUAAAGUUUUUUGUCACGUACUCGGGCGAGUAACGUAUGUUCUAAACCCCUUAGAAUAAUUUUGUCUUGCGUAUUAUCGAAAAAGUAAGGGUACAGAUAGAUUAAACUAAUCAAUUCAACAGUAUUACGAUCCUAUAUAAUUUUAUAUUCUUAACAUCAUCCCUUUUCGCGCGAUCAGUAUUCUCUCUGCUCUUUGUUCGAUUAUUCUCAUUCCUGUAAAAACGUUGUUUCAACCGUCGUUGGUAAUUUAUUUGAGUUCUACGAUUCUCUAAAUCGCACCUCUGAAGUUCCAUUGACGAUAUACAUUUUCUAGAAAUAUAAUUAAAAAAAUUGAUAUUCGCUCGGAUUUUGUACAAUAAAAAAGUUAGAAAUGAAGGGGAAAGAAGAAUCGAUAUCGAAAAUCUAAUUAUUCUAUAAUUAAAUUGAAAUUCUUGUUUCAAGUAUAGAAGGUAAAUCGUACUGAGAUAUUACGAACAACAGAGAUUUAAAUUAAGAGUGGGAACGAAAUAUUGUACAUAUGAAUGACUUUAAAACAACUAUCGCACAUAAAUGUAUCUAAUAAUUAUUUAAUAUAUUGCAAACAUAAAUGGUA